Ochlerotatus camptorhynchus is the source of this 3741-nucleotide messenger RNA. RefSeq names its product kairos (gene kairos). The transcript has 5 exons. Bases 1034 to 2548 code for a protein of 504 amino acids. The record is from RefSeq and is a predicted model, not a curated record. Lineage: Eukaryota; Metazoa; Arthropoda; Insecta; Diptera; Culicidae.
CCUCGUCUGACUCGUUUUGUUGGGAGAGCACAUUUGCUGCUAUCAGAAACAAUACUUUAUUGUGUUGCAUUUAUUGUUAAUGAGUGUGUUUUGUGCACAUCUAAAUUGUUGCAUUCUGUCUGCUGCUGGAUACUUUCCGUUUCGCUUCGGUGCACACGAAAGGAUAUAUGUGAUAGCCGCUGUUAUCUAUUUCAGUGAUGGAAAAUAAUUGCACUUGCACGCUAUUUUGCGCCAACUAAUCUAGUGAUACAUCAAUCUGAGGCUUUGGAUCUUUGCGUGAACCUCUGUGGUGUUAAUGAGAUUUUACUGAUUGUGAUCUGUUCGCUAGUGCAUAUACAGAAGAAAAAGGAUAUAAACAAGGAAGAGUGACCCGGAAAAGUUUAAAUUGCUUCUAGUGAGUGGAUAAUAAAGUUAUACUCGACGGGUGUUGAACAAUCCGAAUUAAACACUGGAAAGCAAACUUGUUCAUACAAUAAUGGUGGGUGGGAGCCAUUCUCUAUGAAUGGAAUGUACAAAGCUAAAUACGAGGCGUUAAUUUUCUUCUGUGGUUUCACGUGAAUGGAAAACUUUUAGUGGAGAAUAACAUUCGAUACCGUUUUAACCAUCGACGAAUAGCUAGAGAAAUAAAAUGAAUGUCAAUUUAUUGAUUGUGUACUUGAUCUGAUUGCAAAGCUGCAGAUUAAUGUAAAAUAGUUCAUACCGAAGCUGAAGCUGUACACGACGUAACGUACAUCUAAUGACUCAUCAAGAGAGCUGUUUCGAUAGUUUCAAGGUUCACCUAGCUGUUUAAGUUGGAUACCUUGCCCAUACAGCACAUUCAUAAUUGGUUUACCAGUUUUUACCUUUAGUGUCAUCAUCGCACAUACAACCCACAGCCACCCUACAUUGUACGACUAUACCGAGAAACAGUCGGACGGUUGAACAACAAUUGAAGAUAAAAACGGAAGAAACGAGAAGCGCUCACAACGAAAACGGGAAAAUCGAGGAGGUGCUGAAUAGGCGGUGUUAAGCCGACACCGCAAACGGAACCACAAUGGACUCUUUCUUCAGAUUGCGACGCGCAUCUCAUGCGGCUGGUUCAAGUAAUCAAGAACCACUGAUCGUAGUGGAAGAAUCGGAAAAUUGUGAAAAAGAAGAGGAAAUCAGUCACACCUCUUCACCCCGGCAAAGUUUAGACAUAGACUCUCCCGAAAACCCAUAUCUGUUAUCGCCAUGGCGUGACCCCCGAGAAACACGUAAACACUCCCUGCCAACGCCGCCAUGCACCAGUGGUAUCACGGCCAGUCAAGUACGACGCCUUUCGGAACGAGGUGGAGAGGGCUCAGGGCCAUCACCACGAGAACAAGCGUUCCUUGCCACGUUGUACAGUACACCCGCUCCACAGCCUGGCGGUAGGAGGCACUCUAUCGUUACAAUCAGCAAGGUACCACCUACAUUUUUUGGCCGUAAUCGACGGGAAUCUAUUGCCGCGCUUCCUGCUGGACAGAGAUCCACAGCAAGUUCUCGACGAGAAAGUAAAACUGGUCCACCGCCGUCAACAGAUCACAGAGGUAGUAUACAUAAUUUACAAUUAGAUAUUAUGGAUGAUAUAGUACAAGCUAGAAAAGCACGUAUGAAGUUAUGGAAUACGAGCAAUGAGAAAGUAUGUGAAGUUCAAACGCUGGAUGAAGCUGGUGCUGGUUCUAGUUCACCGAUGCGUUACACGAAUAGGCGUUACUCGGAUUUUGUGGGCACGACGUUGCCACCUAUACAGUCGUUCAGACGCGCAUCCGAAAUGCCUAUUUCGCCGUCUGCCCCACUAACACCAGCAACAGCGUCAUCGAAACUAAUUACUGCGUCGCCAAAACCAACCAAGUCGGGAAUAGUCUGUACAAAUACUGACCUAAUAUCUCUUCUAUCGUCCCUAGCUUCAUCGGCAACUGAAAUAAAUAGAUGUGGCGAUAAAGACUAUCCAACCCCUCAAACUCCUCAAUCAUCAUCAUCAUUUAAAUCCAUCACUAAAAUCCCUCCAGAUGCAAGCGGUAGCAACCUAAAGAAAAAUCGUUCCAAUAGUUUUGACAUUUCCCUAUAUCACAAUAUUAAGCAAUUAGCGACUGGGUCAUCAACCAGUGCAACUGAGCAGGAGAAAUCAUCUGUUGAGCCAGGUUGGUUUGCCAAACGUCACCAACCAAUGGACAGGAAAAAACCCAUCAAAUCUCCUAAUGCUACAGUAUCAUUCGCAAAGGAAGCAAUAGAUAAAAUUCGUGAAAAAUCAGAUUCAAAAAGUGGUGAAACGAAACCCAAACCCAAAGAAUCACGAUCACCGCUGAGCAAAUUGAAGUGGGACGGUAGAAGUGCAAUCGUGGAUGCCCGUAUGAUAGGUCAUGCUAUUGAGAAUUUCAUCACGGGUUCGAGUUCAUCGAAGAAAUCUUCCAGUUCUAAGGACUCUUCUGCCAAACCUAAGAAAACGUCAUCCUCCAGCUGGUUUGGAAAGACAGAUGACGAUGAUUCGAACGAUACAUGUGAUUCAUCUCUAUGCUCAACGUUGAAGGAUCUGUUCGUGAAAUAAAUCAGCGCAUGAAGUGGAUAGCCCCCAGACUCCAAUUCAGUACCCAACGCAUUUAAAGGGGCAUCAAAGCGUUUGUAUAGGAUAAGAUAAAAUGUCGAAUUAAGCAAAACUUAACAUAGCUGCGCGCAAAAACGAACCCACCAAAGCAGAAAAGUAGCCUUGUAAGUACUAUUUCAUCAAAAUGAUCAUUUUCUACCCCUCAUGUUGGAACACCGCCUACUUCGCCAACUAAUAUCGUAGUAUGCUCUGACUUAGUCCAUGCUUGGCACGAUAACAUUCAACAGACCAGAGAUUAAACAAAAGGCACUUAAUUAACCACAAACGAAGCCCCUCGGUACGGGACUCCAAGGGGUGAAAGGAGAAAAAGUACGGACUGAGCAAGGAUAGUCGCAAAUAAUCGGUCUCGAGCUAAAUGAAACCAUAAAGCCACAUCAUGACUAUUUUUAUGAAAGCAAACAAAACCGACGCCAAACACAAAUAACACGAGGCGAUACGUGAUACACUUUGAAUUCCUGAUAGCCAAUUAUCCAUUUCAUCCGUGUGCCAGCCGAACCUCGUGUUUUCCACCAGUUCGCUGACACAUGAUUGAAAGUGGGUAUAUCUGCCGCAUCAUUCACCCAUGUUCUUUUCCACCAAGCAUAUAUACACAUGCAUGUAUCAUGCCAAGCACAUGUAACAUAGAGCACACCUCUCCAUUAGCACCAACCGCCAAGCCACUCAGCACGAGCACAUCAUUGAAAACUGUUAUCUCCUGAAACUGAAAUCUGACAUGAGUGUUAGUAUGGUUAGAAUGACGAUACAUCAUGUAUUCCACAUAUGUUAUGCUAAUAAGUGCUAAUUACUGAUUGCAAAUGAUUCAAGUCGAUUUGAAAUAUACUCAGUUGCUGCUGACCACCAAAACGUGCUUACACUCCACCACAGACACACAGACGUAAUUAUUCGAUCAUCUUUUAAUAGGACCAAUACACCCUUAAAUAUGGUUGACAACCGCUAGGGUUUUACCAUAUACCGUAGUAUAUGGUGUAUGGUAAAACCAUAGCUGUUGUAUAACCAGAUUGCAGUGUGUUUUGGCCCCAUACACCAUCGUCAAGAAAUUGUGAAAAAUGUUGCCGCCUCCAAUGACACCGCCAUGUCGCAUGUAAUGUUGUAUGCAAUAUAAAUCUAUUUUUGAAAAAUGGAUAGGGGAAGAGGAG